CCUUAUAUUCCAUCACGACUCCGUAGAUCUCUCACUAUACUGAUCCGCCGGCCCGUGGACGUCUAUUGAAACUAGAUCGUAGCAGGACAAUUUUCUGUCAGCAUAUUUUUAGGACCAAGAAAAAUUAUCUUUUGUAAAAGACCCUGCGUACGAAAAAAAUAAAUAAGAAGAGCAUUGAGCUUUGUUCUUUGAGCACGAAAUUCAAAAAUCUAACUGAAACAAAGGUAUUCAAGAGAAUUUUCUAAGGGAAAAAAUUUAAUAUGGAAUUGUUCGUUGGAUUGAUUUGCCUGCUGAGCUUUGUUUGUUCCACGGAGGGCCACGGGAGAAUGAUCGACCCACCCAUGAGGUCUUCGAUGUGGCGGUACGGGUUCGAUACCCCUAAAAACUACAACGACAACGAGCUAAACUGCGGAGGUUUUGUGGCAAUGAUGGAAAAGGCAAGUGGAAAAUGUGGAAUUUGUGGAGAUCCAUAUUUGGGAGCUCGUGAUAACGAGGCUGGUGGAAAAUACGCCCUCGGAAUCAUCACCAAACAGUAUAGAGUUGGCUCGGUAAUUAACGUCACCAUAGAACUGACUACCAACCAUAAAGGCUACUUUGAAUUUCGUCUGUGCCCUCAGAAUGACCCGUAUACCCCCAUCACCGAGGCGUGUCUAGAUAGACAUGUACUUAAUAUAAUGGGGUAUGGGAAGAGAUUUAUGCUCUACGACGAAAAAACUGUCAUGGUGGACCUACAACUUAUGCUUCCGCCAGGCUUGAAGUGUUCCCAGUGUGUGUUGCAAUGGAAAUGGAGAGCAGCACAAAACAGGGGAAUUGAUAAACAAACAGGAAAGGAAUGUUUUGGCUGCGGACCUCAGGAAUACUUCGUGAACUGUGCAGAUAUUGCAAUCGGAGACAAGGCCAUCAAUCGCAUCCCUAAGCCAGCAUCUAAGGCUACAAAGGCACCAGCUACAAAUCAACCAUACAAACCAAAUAAACCCAAACUAGCUGUCACCAGAACUACAAUCACAAGGAAAAAUAUUCCAAAAGCUGUACCCCAACAAAGUGUUGUUCAGCAGCAGUUUCAGCCAAAUCAAUACAAUGAAGCACCUUAUAACAAUGAAAACUUUCAGGAGGCUCUUGCUGAUCGCGUGUUCUUGGACCUCAUUGGUCAAAGCACAUUAUUUAUUGACCCGUCCUUGCAUUUUGACACUAUGAAUAACCAACAAGCUACACAAAACCAAUACAAUGUACCACCAUCUACAAAUCAAGCUUUCGGACCUGCAUACAAUCCGUUCUUUAACGAUUUUAUUACUCCAAACGCCCCUCCUCUGCUUAACUUUAAUGCUCAAGAUACCUCUAGACAACCGGGGCCUUCUACAUCGUCGCAGACUUCAGCAGUGGCAUCACCCGGACAGUUUUAUACCCAACAAUCUGUCAUGGCUGCUGCCGCAAUUUUGUCAACUCUUACGGGAGAAACCGGAAAUGAUAAUGCAUACAUAGAGUGUCCUGAAAGUGCGCAACCUACUUGUAAAGGAAACACAAUGUGGGGGGACGGAACCUCAAACGACCGUUUCUGUGCCUCAAUCUGUCCACAAGGACAUUGCCCAAUGGCUAUGUGUAUGUGCUCGUGUCCUGCUCGCAAACGUAUCAUUGUCAAAGGGAACAUGACACCAAGUAUUACAAGUCCAAAGUGCUUUGCUAUAGAUGCGUGGGAUCAAAACAUGAAUAAUUGGUGUGCAUCGAAUUGUAAGCCCAAUCAAAUGGACUUCUGUCCUUCCGAUAUGUGCACGUGCGAAAUGUGGGGACUGUAAAGACAGACAGCAAAAUUGAUGGUUACAACCAGUGUGAUUCGCAGUUGAUAUGUCAAUUGGAGUCAUCGACGGGAAAGCUAUCACGAUGAGGUUUUGUAGUCUCCGAUAUCAUGUCGGUGACUUUGCAAAUGCGCUUUCCAGAAAAGAAAUCCAUUCACAAAAAAAUAUUUAUUAUCUGUAAAAACUGAAAACAGUUGAAAGCUGAAUUAGCUAAAUCCAUACAAAUAUACAUGUACGUGUAAUAUAUAUUGAAAUGUUUCUGCAAGGAAAAUUAACAAUCUUUGAUUCUUUGCAACUAAUGUGAACAAUUACUUGUACAGUAACAUACAAGUGAAAAGUUACAAUGCAAGAACAAAGUUGCAAAUCUAUUUGUUUUUUACUAUAUUUAUCGUGUUUUGAUGUUGCUUGACAAAUAUACUCUGUGAAAUAAAAACUAAAAAUUCUA
Molecule: messenger RNA, 2235 nt
Organism: Magallana angulata
Lineage: Eukaryota; Metazoa; Mollusca; Bivalvia; Ostreida; Ostreidae
Exons: 3
Coding region: 261-1790 (509 amino acids)
Source: RefSeq, a predicted model, not a curated record